CGCGGCGCCGCCCUCCUCCUCCUCCACCUCCUCCUCCUCACCUCCUCCCUCCCCGUGUGGUUUGUGGUAUCCCUGGAGGGACAGAAGGUGUCCUCCCGGGUCCAGGCCCUGACAGGCAGCUGGGCGGCCGAGAGCGCGGAUGCUCGCAGGCGUGCGCGCGUGGGAGGCGGCUGCGCUCUUCCCCGAGGCCCCAGCGCGGCCUGAGGAUCCCCGCUCAGCCUGGGCGCUCAGUGGCCGUGGACUGGGCCUUGGGCGCGCGCGAGGUGGCGGCGGCGGCGGCGGCGGCGAGGGGUGGGGGGAACCCCGGGACCCCAGGCCGCGCGAGCCAGCCCCGAGGCGCCUCGCCCACGCUCGCUCCCCUUCCCCUCCCCCGCUCCGCUUCCUUCCUCCGUCCAGCGCGGGCCGGACGCGAACCGGGGGCCAGCCUCGGGGACCGUUCAACUUGGCGGCUCCCGGGCCCGCUGCCCGCGCGCUAGUUGUGAGGCGUGGCCGGGCGAAGGAGGCGCUUGGGGGGCGUGGGGCUCCCCAGCUGGCGGCGGCGGCGGCGGCGAUCGAGAGGGCGCGCGGGACAAUGAGCUGGGCAGCUGCGCGCCGCGGCCGCCCUUAGCUGGCCGAGCGGGCCCACCUGCCGGCAUGAUGGCCCGAAUGGCCGAGCCAGGUGUCCCGCUGCUGUAAGGCCGGAGCGCCCAGAUCGCGGCGCGCCCCGGGGCGCCGGGGACGUUCCUUGAUUAAUUCAUUGAUUUGUGGAGCGCUCUCCCGAGCAGCCGCGAUGGCCAGCACCAGGAGCAUUGAGCUGGAGCAUUUCGAAGAACGGGACAAAAGGCCGCGGCCGGGGUCGCGGAGAGGGGCUCCCAGCGCCUCCGGGGGCAGCGGCAUCUCCGGCCCCAAGGGCAACGGGCUCAUCCCCAGCCCGGCGCACAGUGCUCACUGCAGCUUCUACCGCACGCGGACCUUGCAGGCCCUCAGCUCGGAGAAGAAGGCCAAGAAGGCGCGCUUCUACCGGAAUGGGGACCGCUACUUCAAAGGCCUGGUCUUUGCCAUCUCCAGCGACCGCUUCCGUUCCUUCGAUGCGCUCCUCAUGGAGCUCACCCGCUCGCUGUCAGACAAUGUGAACCUGCCCCAGGGCGUCCGCACAAUCUACACCAUCGACGGCAGCCGGAAGGUCACCAGCCUGGACGAGCUGCUGGAAGGUGAGAGUUACGUGUGUGCCUCCAAUGAACCAUUUCGUAAAGUUGAUUACACCAAAAACGUUAAUCCGAACUGGUCUGUGAACAUCAAGGGUGGUACCACCCGAGCCUUGGCCGUGGCCUCUGUGAAAAGUGAGGUGAAAGAAAGCAAGGAUUUCAUCAAACCCAAGUUAGUGACUGUGAUUCGAAGUGGAGUGAAGCCUAGGAAGGCUGUGCGGAUCCUUCUGAAUAAAAAGACUGCCCAUUCCUUUGAGCAGGUCCUAACGGAUAUCACCGAAGCCAUUAAACUAGACUCGGGCGUGGUCAAGAGGCUGUGCACCCUGGAUGGAAAGCAGGUUACUUGUCUGCAAGACUUUUUUGGUGAUGAUGAUGUUUUUAUUGCAUGUGGACCUGAAAAAUAUCGUUAUGCUCAAGAUGACUUUGUCCUGGAUCAUAGCGAAUGCCGGGUACUGAAGUCAUCUUAUUCUCGAGCCUCGGCUGCUAAGUAUUCGGGAUCCAAAAGCCCAGGGCCCUCCCGCCGCAGCAAGUCACCAGCCUCAGUGAACGGAACUCCCAGCAGCCAGCUCUCCACUCCUAAGUCCACGAAGUCCUCUAGUUCAUCUCCAACCAGCCCGGGAAGUUUCAGAGGAUUGAAGAUUUCUGCUCCAGGCAGAUCUUCUUCCAAUGUGAACGGUGGACCUGAACUUGACCGUUGCCUGAGUCCUGAAGGUGUAAAUGGGAACAGGUGCUCUGAGUCAUUCACCCUCCUGGAGAAAUACAGAAUCGGGAAGGUCAUCGGAGAUGGCAACUUUGCGGUAGUUAAAGAGUGUGUGGACAGGUCUACUGGAAAGGAGUUUGCAUUAAAGAUUAUAGACAAAGCCAAAUGCUGUGGAAAGGAACAUCUGAUCGAGAAUGAAGUGUCAAUACUGCGCCGAGUGAAGCACCCCAACAUCAUCAUGCUGGUCGAGGAGAUGGAGACGGCGACUGAGCUCUUCCUGGUGAUGGAGCUGGUCAAAGGUGGAGAUCUCUUUGAUGCAAUUACUUCUUCAACCAAGUACACGGAGAGAGAUGGGAGUGCCAUGGUGUACAACCUAGCCAACGCCCUCAGAUAUCUGCAUGGCCUCAGCAUUGUACACAGAGAUAUCAAGCCCGAGAAUCUUCUGGUGUGCGAAUAUCCGGAUGGAACCAAGUCUUUGAAGCUGGGAGACUUCGGGCUGGCUACAGUGGUUGAAGGCCCUUUGUACACCGUCUGUGGUACCCCGACCUACGUGGCACCAGAAAUCAUUGCAGAAACAGGUUAUGGCCUGAAGGUGGAUGUUUGGGCAGCUGGUGUGAUUACAUACAUCCUUCUCUGUGGAUUCCCACCAUUCCGGAGUGAGAACAAUCUCCAGGAAGACCUCUUUGACCAGAUCUUGGCUGGGAAGCUGGAGUUUCCAGCCCCCUACUGGGACAACAUUACAGAUUCUGCCAAGGAAUUAAUCAGUCAAAUGCUUCAGGUAAACGUUGAAGCUCGCUGUACUGCGGGGGAGAUUCUGAGUCACCCCUGGGUGUCCGAUGACGCAUCCCAGGAGAAUAAUAUGCAGGCUGAGGUUACAGGUAAACUCAAACGGCACUUUAAUAACGCGCUCCCCAAACAGAACAGCACCGCCACCGGGGUCUCCGUUAUCAUGUUUGAUUUGACAGUUUGAGAGGCACCUCACACAGAGAGUCCCGCUCUUUCCCCAGUUGAGACAUGGGAAAUCCCGAAGCAGACCCUGGUAUUCAACAUACUGUGUUUGUGGGAGCCCCCCCCCCAAUUCUCAGCCCCUCUUCCAACUGCAUGCUUGUCUCAGACUUCUGACCCUCGGCUUCCUGCUGGUAUGGGUCUUCUGAACCACUGACCUCCUUCUGGCCAGCCCAGCACAGCCCAGCCCAGCACACCUUUGGGGAGCUUCGUGUUAGACCUCUCAGCUUGUCAGCCUGCUUUCCUGCUCAGAGCGGGCUUCCAGCUGUCCUGUGCCCUGCUCCUGUCCACAUAGGUGACAGUCCUGUGCCCUGUUCCUGUUUAUAUAGGUGACAGUCCUGUGCCCUGCUCCUGUUUAUAUAGGUGACGACAGUCCUGUGCCCUGCUCCUGCCCACAUAGGUGACAGUCCUGUGCCCUGCUCCUGCCCACAUAGGUGACAGUUCUGUCCCCUGCUCCUGUUUAUAUAGGUGACAGUCCUGUGCCCUGCUCCUGUCCACAUAGGUGACAGUCCUGUGCCCUGCUCCUGUCCACAUAGGUGACAGUCCUGUGCCCUGUUCCUGUCCACAUAGGUGACAGUUCUGUGCCCUGCUCCCAUUUACAUAGGUCAAGGGCAUCUUUCUGGAAAUGACAGCAGGCGAUGAGUGUCUUUGUGAGGUUUUUGUGCUUUGUCAAGAGCUGCUGUGUUUAUCAGUAAGACAACGUGUGUCAGGCGGUCUCUAGGAAAAGGACGUGAUCACAUUGGAGAGAGUUUCAGAGAGGCCGAUGGUCUUUGUCACACUCUGCCUCUCCCUGACAGUCCUCAGCAUGCAGAUGAAGGAGAGUGUAUUUGGGAGGUGGCUUCUUUGUCCCAGUGAGGCACAAAGCCUCGGCGACCGGAGGGGCCAUCUUGUGGCCGAGAAGGGAAAGACAAGGCAGCUCCUUCCCUGGUCUGGCCGAGGAGGAAUGUCGCCAGAUGUACAUUCUUUCCACCCCAGGGGGCGCUCUGCUGACUUGUAGGGGGUGAUGGUGGUGAUUCGGGGUUACUGUUUGGAUCGUGUUGCUUCUGUUGAAAGUAAGUCCGGUUUCUGUCCCCGCUUCUCUCCCUUCCUGCCUCUCUGCCGCUGCCUUGCUUCCCCUGACUAGGUCCAAGGCCAUGGUAUGUACUAACCGCACCGCCAGCUUCCGUCUGCCAUGCACGCUCAUGUUCUCGGGGCCAGAAGCGAAGAGGGGGAAUAGUUAGGGUGUGUGGCUUUCUUCUACCCCGGAGAAAGUCUGUUAGAAGUACGUGCUGCCUGUCUCGUGGGGGUCAGGGGGGCAGAGUGGCCGGCCCGGUCCCAGCAGCUCGGGAGCUAAGUUUCAGGCCAGGCUUCACCCACGCACCCCAGUUGACUGAAGCUGGCCUCUGAAGGCCACGAGCGCUCAGCUUGAGGUUGGCAGGAGCCGUGGGGGACGCGACCCACGCUGCCUGUCUUGAGAAGCCUCGAUACCUGUUCUUUCUCCAUCCCUUUUUUAUUUUUAAAUCUGUGUGAUUGUAGUGGACGAAUCAAUGGGACCACUCCCCUGCCUUGGGAGUUAGACUGCAGAAUGCCUCCCGGUCCCUUCAUCUUAGAAGAUGGUACCCAAGACCCACAGUCUCUCCACCUUUAGGAAACCCAGUGAAGCGGCUGUUGCUGGCUCCCAGAGCACCCGGGCUCCAGUGAGGCAGAGGAGACUCCAUGCCUGGGGCCCCCCAGGAUGGUUGAGAAGGAAGCCCUUGAGGGGUUGAGUAGAUGGAUAAUGCAGGGGUCCAGCAGGUGCAGGCUCUCUCACAGGGAGAGGGGCAGGCAAAGAUACCAUGGAGAGUCCAUGUGGCUGCACCCCAGUGGAUUCCUGGGCAUAUCACAGAUGCCCUUCGGCUGUAAGGGCAUUGUUUCUUUCUGACAUGUAAGGGCCGCCUAUCUGUGACAAGAACUUUCUUUAGAUAAGUGUACUAGUGUACUAGAGCAGCUGGCAGAGGCUGCCUGUCGUCCAGCACUCGUGGGUGUGGGCGUGGGCCAGACACUCAGAACUCAGGUGCAGCUCACCCCAGAUUCGCUCAGGCCGCCUUGUGCGGGCCAGCCGCGUUUCCCGCCACUCCCCCCCCCCCCCCAGCUCCCAGCCCAGGCUGUGAUGAGGGCAGAGGCAAAGGGCAGCUGCUGGGAUGGGGUGGGGGUUGGGGGGAGUGGGGCUCAGUUCCCUUUAGACGUCCCUCCGCUGGAGGCCUGGUGUAUUUCUCCUCUUCCGUUUCUGUGUCCUGUGCAUGCAUGCUGUGUCCUGCUUUCUGGUCCUGGGAGUGGGAUGGAGCCAGGCCUGGAUAAUGUGGUGUCUCUGCCGCUCUCUCCCCAGAACACGGCUCUAGAUAAAGAGGGGCAGAUUUUCUGCGGCAAGCACUGUCAAGACAGCAGCAAACCCGCCAGGGAGCGGACCUCGCCAGCCCCU
Peromyscus leucopus (white-footed mouse) is the source of this 5326-nucleotide messenger RNA. It is a transcript of the gene Dclk2, whose product is annotated as doublecortin like kinase 2. NCBI's taxonomy places the organism in Eukaryota, Metazoa, Chordata, Mammalia, Rodentia, Cricetidae. The record is from RefSeq and is a predicted model, not a curated record. The coding region runs from base 770 to 2854 and encodes 694 amino acids. The transcript is spliced from 16 exons. Gene Ontology annotation, biological process: protein phosphorylation; intracellular signal transduction. Gene Ontology annotation, molecular function: protein kinase activity; ATP binding.